CUCUACGCCCGCAGGCCUACAUGCAGGAAAGUGCGGGGGAUGUGUUUGGGGUUGACCCCUGGAGACCCGGACCUGCUGGUCUUCCUUAAAAUCACAUCAGGGAUUUGGCUCCAGCCCAAGGGGAUUGCUCCGAGCUGGCUUUUAGGAACCGAGCCUGGUUUUGUACAUCAGGAAGAAGAAGAGGAAAAUCUUAAGGCCCUAAGCAUGGUUGUGUGCUAUGGCUCAGCUAGUCAGCAGGCAAGGCCUGGAGGGCUGCUGGGAGGGGAAGGGCCUGCCCUGUCCCCAGCAGCCUUUGCCCCCAUCCCCAGGCUGGAGAAGCUACGCCACCAGCUCAUGCCCAUGUACAACUUCGACCCCAUGGAGGAACAAGAUGAGUUGGAGCAGGAGCUGCUGGAACAUGGGCGGGACGCCGCCUCUGUGCAGGCUGCCACUUCUGUGCAGGCCAUGCAGGGCAAGACUACUCUGCCCUCCCAGGGCCCACUGCAGAGGCCCAGCCGGCUGGUGUUUACCGAUGUGGCCAAUGCCAUCCAUGCGUGAGUGGCCUGGGACAAGCCUGAACUUCUGAUAGAGACCCGCCAUGGUGCCCACAGAGCUCCCCACUCCCUGAUUGUCAAGACCUACUCUGAGGACCUGCCCUGCCAAGACACGAGAGGGCCCUGCCAGGCCCCAGCUGUUCUCCAGACCCACCUGCUGACUCUAGGCUCUAAGAGAGGGCCCUGGCUGGGCUGGACUUCUGACCACUGACUUCUCCUGACCUGAGGGCCCUGGCACAAAGGGCAUCCCUCAUGCUGAGAAGGUCAAGAGCCUCUGCUGGCUUCCUCAUCCCCUGUCCAGAUCGCUCACAUUAGGGUCUGCCCUGCUAACGUGGAGGAAAUCGGGGGAGAUACGGAGUGGGAGGGAUUGGGGGAGGAAAGGGGAGGUUUCCCUCUGUUAGGGAAAGACCUGGUUUUUGGAAUCUGGAGCCUCCUCUGGGGUGGGUAGAGGAAACCACCCAAGUUAUAGGGACAGGGUAGGGCAGCACCUGUUAUGGGCCCUGAGAAGCCCAGAGAUGGAGCUGAAACUGCCCAGUAUGCAAGGACGCCAGGAGAAGGACAGUUUAUACCCAGGGUCCAUCCAUACUACAGAGGGUCCAGGAGGUCUCCCAGCCACCCAUCCUUGGCAACCAGAUGUUACUGGGGCCAAGCUAGGAUGGGAGCUGAGGGGGAAGGAAGUAGGGGAACAGAAGUGGAAGGAUGCAGCCCCCCAGACCUGCCGAGAGGCCUCAUGCAUGUGCAUGAGUGUGCCCAUGGGCAGACGUGCCUGUCCCAGCACAGAGGGCAGGAUGAGAUUGUCCACAUUGGCCCCACCCUCCAAGUCGACCUGUACCCCAUGGUAUGUAGCGGAGCAUCAGGGUAGGCUAUCUUCUCUGCCUUCAGUCUUCAGGGACUGCCGGGAAGAGGGAAGCAUGCACGGCAGGGUUUCUCUCUCCACCGCAUUGCUUCACUGGGCUCACCUGCUUCUGAAAACGGCUCCGUGUCUUGGGCUCUACUGAGGAUCUGGGGUUGGGAGAGGCUGUUGGUCGGAAGGCAGUAAUCACAGGCUGCAGGCUAGAGGGGGCAGUUAUGACUGCCUGAAAUUGAGUGAGGGAUUGCACCUCAGAAAAAGAUCUAAAAAACCUAGUCUAUGAAUUUCCCACCUCCAUCCCAUCUAUGGGAAGAGCCAUUCAGUGUUUAGAGAGUGGGGAGAUGGGUCCCUGCACUUGGCCUCUCCAUAAGCCUUGGAGGGUCAGGGCUGAUGUCAGGGGUCCUGGCAAGGCAUUGGGCAGAGACAGACCCCAAGAGCGGAGCAUCUUUUUACGCUGGACAUACGUAUACACACAAGCGUGCACAGAGGCAUGUCCCGUGCCCAGCCUCUCCACCAUCACUGUCCGCCGCUGGUUGGAGGGGCUGCAGGGGUAGUGUGUGCAGACCUUCCAUUGGGCAAAUGCCACGUGUCAGGAGGGAAGGGCCUAGGAAGCCCCCAUGAAGAAGGUUCUGGAUUUAUUCCCUCCUCUAAAUGCUAUAAAUAUGUUAGCACUUGAGCCGACUGGAGGCUGCCAGGAAUUCAGGAUGCAUACAGCUGUAAUUUAACCCAGAGCAGCUCCAUGUGAGAGCAUUAAAGAUGUAAUGAAGAUGUUUACAUGGAGGGAGUGUGAGCCUGUGACACUUGGGGUGUGGAACCCCAGGAGGGGCAGGAUGGGUGAGGGGCUGUCGGGGGCCUGGGGAUAGUUGCUUGGAUCACAGCUAUGAGGUGGCAGCCCAGGUUUCUCUUGAGCCAUCUGAGGAAAUGCCUCUGGCCCUGACUUCAAAGUUGCCCUGGGGCUUGGGGUGCCAAGGCCUGCCACCCCCUAGGGUGGAAAGGUCAACUGGACAGGACCUUGUGGGACUAGGGGAGGAAGGAGGCUUGAGCCCCAAGGGCCCCGGGGGAGGUAUGGCGCCUCAGGACCCAUAGGAGCUGAGUCUGAAACACGAAAGGAAGCAAAACAGUGUCGCUUUUUCUGGGGCACGAGGGUACAGGGGAAGGGUGAGGGGUGGGAAGCCAUUAGGGUCAUCUGUGUGGAACCCACCUGCAGGGUUCAGAAGGGUUUGGGGGAGAAUGACACUAGGGUGACCAGCCAUCCUGCUUUACCCAGGACUAUUCCAGUUUUAGCCCUGAAAGUCCCACAGACCAGAACUCUAAGUGACAUCCAGGCCCUCCCCAGAGAACUGAGCCUGCAGGCCAGCGUCAUGAAAAUAAGGGGCAGGUGAGCCCCCCCACCCCCCCAGUUCCACGAUGGAGGGCUGAGCUAGAGGAAGGGGCUGGCAGACAGGGCCUUAGGUGAGGGGAGGGCCACGUGCCCACGGACCAACCACACUGGGGUCACAGCUCAGCCUGUCAGCGAUGGCCUUGAUCUUUGGAAGAGGUCUCCUUCCCUCAACAGAUUGGCAGGAUUCUGGAGGGGCAUGGAGUGAGAGGAGAGGUGGUGGUGGGCUGUGUCCUCCCUUCCUGUUGGGUGGCCCUUCAGCCCAGGGAUGUGGGAGCUGCAGAAGACCCAGCGUCUGGGGGAUCCUGAAGAAACGGGGCCUGUGGAGUAAGGCUGGCUUCCAGGGACCAGGACCUGGACAGUGGCUCCAGGAGGACCCCAGUGCCCAUCCGCUCCUGCUGCCUGCCCCAUGCCCCUCUCCUGCAGGGCGGGCUUGGCUAGACGAUGUGCACACGGCAGCAGACUCUGGGUGCCAGGGCCCCUGUUCACACCUCUUGUGCCCUCACAGGCACCUUCUCCCCCAUCCACCCACCUUCUCCUCUCUAUCUCUUAUUCCCAGUCCUUCAGGAAAACCAAGUUCCCAGGUCUUCCAGAGUGUGGGGUCAAUAAAUAUUGGGAUGAAAUGUU
Cercocebus atys (sooty mangabey) is the source of this 3388-nucleotide messenger RNA. Its product is annotated as chromosome unknown open reading frame, human C3orf18. Lineage: Eukaryota; Metazoa; Chordata; Mammalia; Primates; Cercopithecidae. The coding region runs from base 40 to 537 and encodes 165 amino acids. The record is from RefSeq and is a predicted model, not a curated record. The transcript has 4 exons.